Molecule: messenger RNA, 3419 nt
Organism: Perca fluviatilis (European perch)
Lineage: Eukaryota; Metazoa; Chordata; Actinopteri; Perciformes; Percidae
Gene: far1
Product: fatty acyl CoA reductase 1
Exons: 13
Coding region: 139-1692 (517 amino acids)
Biological process (GO): long-chain fatty-acyl-CoA metabolic process
Cellular component (GO): peroxisome
Molecular function (GO): alcohol-forming very long-chain fatty acyl-CoA reductase (NADP+) activity
Source: RefSeq, a predicted model, not a curated record
CCGCCCAGGCUGCUGGCUUCCUGCUGCUAAGUCUCCACUCUAGCUGUACAAGCUGCUGCACCGCCACACAACAUACUCCUAAGUUGAAGAACCGGGAAACAACGACAUUUCUGGUGGAGUGGUGUUGAGGAGCUCAUCAUGGUGAACAUCCCAGAAUACUAUACAGGGAAAACGGUGCUGAUCACUGGAGCAACAGGCUUCAUGGGCAAGGUGCUGCUGGAGAAGCUGCUGAGGUCCUGUCCAGGAGUCAAAAGUGUUUAUGUGAUGGUCAGGUCGAAAGCUGGUCACAGCCCCCAGGCCCGCAUUGCUGACGUGAUCAACUGUAAGUUGUUUGAGAGAUUGCAAGACGAACAACCAGGCUUUGCAGAGAAGAUCAUAGCAGUGAACAGUGAUCUUACACAGCCAGAGCUGGAUCUGAGUAAAGAGGAUCAGAGCAUCCUGGCUGACAACAUUAACAUUGUUUUCCACUGUGCCGCCACCAUCCGCUUUAAUGAGCCACUCAAAGAUGCAAUGCAGCUGAAUGUCCUGGCCACCCAGAAGAUGUUGGCACUGGCCCACAGGAUGAAGCACCUGGAGGUCUUCCUUCACGUUUCCACAGCCUAUGCCAACUGUGAUCGAGAGCUCAUUGAGGAAAUUGUAUACCCUCCCCCCGUAGACUACCGCAGACUCAUCGAUUCGCUGGACUGGAUGGAUGAGGAGCUGGUGACUGCUCUGACACCCAAGCUGAUCGGGAAGCGUCCCAACACCUACACCUACACCAAAGCCUUGGCUGAGUAUAUGGUGCAGCAGGAGGCUGGAGAUCUCAACGUAGCCAUUGUCAGGCCCUCCAUAGUAGGAGCCAGCUGGAAAGAGCCCUUCCCAGGUUGGAUUGACAACUACAAUGGACCUAGUGGAAUAUUCAUUGCAGCUGGUAAGGGGAUCCUGCGUACAAUGAGAGCGUCGAAUGAUGCGGUGGCUGACCUGGUGCCUGUGGAUGUGGUCAUCAAUGCCACGCUGGCUGCAGCUUGGUACUCUGGAUCACAGGCACUCAACAGGUCCAAAAACAUCCUUGUUUACAACUGCACAACCGGUGGGAUCAACCCAUUUCACUGGGGGGAAGUUGAGUACCAUGUAAUAUCCACGUUCAAGAGGAACCCCCUUGAGCAGGCCUUUCGUCGGCCCAAUGUUAAUCUCACAUCCAAUCACCUAAUCAAUCAGUACUGGAUCGCCGUGAGCCACAAGGCUCCGGCCUUCCUCUAUGAUCUGUACCUCAGGCUGAUUGGACGAGAGCCCAGGAUGAUGAAGACAAUCACACGCCUCCACAAAGCCAUGAUGGUCCUGGAGUAUUUCACCAGUCACUCCUGGGUGUGGAACAAUGACAACGUAGGCAUGCUGAUUGCCCAGAUGAGCCCCGAGGAUAAGAAGGUGUUUAAUUUUGAUGUGCGUCAGCUGCACUGGGCGGAGUACAUGGAAAGCUACUGUAUGGGCACCAAGAAAUACGUCCUCAAUGAAGAGCUGUCGGGCCUGCCUGCUGCACGCAAACACCUCAACAAGCUGAGGAACAUCCGCUAUACCUUCAACACCAUCCUGGUGGUGUUCAUCUGGCGUGUCUUCAUCGCCCGAUCCCUGAUGGCCAGAAACAUCUGGUACUUUGUGGUGAGCCUCUGCUUCAAAUUCCUCUCCUAUUUCAGAGCUUCCUCCACCAUGAGAUAAUAAGCCUUGGACAGGGUGGCGGGUGGGGAGGCAAAGGGGCGACGAAAUGAAGAAACCCUGGCUGUGGACGUUUAGAGGUUCCUGAGCUCAAAGCCCUUAAAAUGUUACUAUGCUGUCUGUCUCUGGCCCCGUGUUUCCCCUGACACUCAAGGAUUUAAUGGAACCGUUAAACCCAUGAACACAGACAGAGCUACUGGACAAGCCUGGAGAGUCCACAGCAGCAUAAAUGUUGCAUAUCUCGGAUCCAUCUAACCUGAUCUCUAGCAUUUCACAAAACCGACGGCAUGGAUUCAUCUCACAAUGAACAAUGCUUAGACUUACAGCACUUGGACUCGUUAAAGAAGCAGGGCCCCACACCCUUAUGUUCCAGGGCGCCCAAACCUGCUCCAUCUCGUCUGUCUGCUUGCCUGACUGCCUGCCUGCAAAACAAAGCUAUGUAUUGGAUGAUGCUCUGCAGCACAAAUCUUUAGCUGGUUUUGAGUCAGUCCAGACUUCCUCUUAUGUGAUCUUUCAUUGAAGAAUGACUACUCAACUGCUAUGUAAGUUAUUUUUCACCUGAAAACAUAACUCAACACUCUUUUGUUUUCCUUGUUUUUUUCCUCCCUUGAGGUUUGUGUGGUUCUUGUCAGUUUUCUGCUACUAAAGGCCUAUCGAAAUGUUUUAAAAGCCUGUUACACAAUGUAUUAUACACAGGAUUAGGGUUUUCAUAUGACAGCAGUUUUACAGCAGAUACUCCAGCCUGAGCCGGUUUUGCACAUUUAGUUGGCAGCAGUUGAAGAAUGAUUCUCUCAGUUGAGUCUUGUUCAGGGACAGGCUAGCCUAGAUAUCAUGUUCAAACUGUCUUCCCUUCAAACCCCACCCCCAGACCAAAGCCAUUUCAACCAGUUAGACAGUUGCACUGGCAGCUGGGUAUAAAGAGAAAGUUGACAUUGCAGGGGCUCAGGGGAGCUCACUCGUACUGACCUGUGCCACACCAAGAGUUGACAUUGGCGGUCUUUUACUUUUCCUGCUUGAACACUCAACAGCAAAGCACUCCUGUAUGUCCCCAGUAAACUGCACUGGCUAGUUUCCUAAUUACGACCAAGCACAAUGUAGAUUGUAACAAGAUGGCUUUAUCCAGUGCCUACAAACUGAUUGUUCUUGCAUCAGUAGAUCUUGCAAAUCAAGCUUCUUCUACAGGUUACUUUUUUUUUUUUUUUGUCAUGUCAUUUGUCAUUUGGUCUCGAGCUGUUUUUGCCAAAAACCUCUUGGCUAACAGCCUCAUAGCUCAGUAGAGGAUACAGGUGGAGUUGAGAGGAGAAAUGGUGUCACCUUUUUGGUUUCUUUUUCUCCAUUAUGCUUGCGCAUUUAAACUUUUAGUACUGGUUGACAUUAAUUUAGUUGAUAUACAAUGUCAUGACUUUUAUUCAUUGGUCUGCUAGUACACUACUUUUCAGGUAGCUCCAACUGUAGCCCACCAUCUUUUUGAAUGGUUUGUUACUUUAGUAUUUUCCUCUUUAGUAAUUAUUAUGGGUCAUUUGUUUUUCAUGUUACUUUUACCAUCUUAGUUGCUUCUGUAAAUAUAUGUAGGAUUUGUCAUGUGCUCAUGCUGUUUACAACCGGUGGCUGUUAAACUCUUGGACCAUUCUGUUGCCUUCAUCAUUCUGUCUUGUUGCAUAACAAAUGUGUCUUUUAUACAAGAAAUGUUGGCUUGUUACAGAAUUGACAACAUGAGCUAAGACUACCUU